Messenger RNA from Eruca vesicaria subsp. sativa (arugula), 1245 nucleotides. The record is from the annotation of a GenBank genome assembly. Lineage: Eukaryota; Viridiplantae; Streptophyta; Magnoliopsida; Brassicales; Brassicaceae.
AUGGCGGGUGGUGGUCCAAAACCAAUUGCUCUUCAAGACAAUGAGGAUGAAGAUAUGUACUAUGAUGCUUACUCUGAAGAAGAUCUAAUAAACUUAAUGUCUGACGUCCCAAACCCUAAUUUAAUGGACUUACCCUUCACCCAAGAUCCUCUCCCUCCUCCUCCUGCGCAACCCAUAGUGGUUAACCAAACUGGGACUUUGUUGCAAGAUCCUUCGGUUUUAAUCCCUCAAGGGGAUACAGAUACCAUCAGAGAGUUUGUUGAAUCACUCAACAACGAUAUUGAUAAUUCACUUUUUACUUGGGACACGUCAGAUAUACUAAGUGAUGACAUCAACGACUUCAUCGAUUAUACUGUCCUAGGAGAUAUUGAUUAUGAUAAUUGCAACAAUGUCGGAGAAAAUAGUAUCUUUGUGGAAAAUGCUUUGAACUUUGAAACCGGUGGUACAUCAUCGACGAUGCAUGUCCCAGUGGUUACACCAACACCGACUAUCUCUCAAGGAGUGUUCUUAUGCACUUAUUGCAACCUUCUUCGACAACUAGUCCAUGCAAAUGGUCAGGAGAUGAUGAGACUUGAUCUCUAUGGAGGUAUUGGAUAUUUUUGCCAUGCAAUUAUCGAGACUCGAAGAUUUGAUGGUUCAAACGAACUUCACUAUCAAACAUAUCAUUUGAUGGAUUUAAAGAUGGAGGAUGUCAAGACAUUUAUUGAAGAAUAUUGUGCUGCGAGGGAAGCAUGUGGUUAUGUAAUCACGCAAGACACUAAUGCUGAUUUCUAUCAAGCCAUGAAUGCUUGUACCACAAGUAGCCAGACGCUUAUCUCGACAUUGCCACCACGGAGUGAUAUUCCAAUGUCAUUGGCUAUGGCAUCUGAGGAAGCUCUAAAUGUGCCUUGUGCUCCCCCCGCUUCGAAAAGAAGGCCAAGGAGACAAACCUUUCUCGCUGCACAGAGGAUACGGACUAGGAACUUAACAGUGAAAGACAUGAGCCAACUUUUCGAUCUCCCCAUCGAAGAAGCGGCGCGAAGGUUGAGGAUUUGCACAACAGCCGUCAAAAAAAUUUGUCGAAGGGGAGAAGUGUAUCGAUGGCCUCGACGGAAACUUAAAAGUUUGCGGGAGAAAGUCGCGGCACUGAAGUGUGUGGUUAACAAAACAACGGAUGCAAGAGUAAAGGCGCGUGCGGAAGAGAAGAUUGACAAAUUUGAAAAACAUAUUAAAGAGAUUUACAGCAAAGCACUUGAAAAUGCUUAA